AUGAUGCCAAGCACGAAGGACGGGAAGGAGGCGCCGACGGUUUUGAAUCUGUAUCUGACAGAAGCUCGACGACGAUUCCAAGUGGCGGCCGGAAGGCAGAUCUAUAAUGGGUUACUCAUCUGCACCGGCUACGUGAGGUGGAAGAACAAGUCCACUCUGUUUCUCAUCUUUCAAAUGCAAAUUCCAGUCCCCGUCGACCGUCGAACUUCUGAAUCCAUAUCCCUUCCAAUCGCAAAGCCUCCAUCGUCUGGGCGAAGGAAUGGUAGACAUCCAACAAGUGGAGGAAGUGAAAAUCUUGCCAAGGUUACAUCCAAGAGGUUGCUCCCCGUAUGGGCAACCUUCGUACCCUUCCAACUUGCCGUGUCCCAGCUCCGAAGCUACGUAGCUGUCCAGGCUCUACAGUCCAACACCAGACUGUUCGAGACAAACUUCAAAAUCCCUGCGUCGUUCCAUGAUGUCUUCUUCAAGCUUGUUGCGGCGAUGUGGAUCCCGAUCUACGCCAAAUUCCUCAUCCCGAUAGCUCAGAGGAUCAGUGGAAGAGAAGGAGGGAUCACGGUGCUUCAAAGGGUUGGGACUGGGUUGUUCCUUGGGGUUGUAUCAUUGGUCAUGGCUGGAUUGGUUGAAGAGAGGAGGAGGAUGGUCUCAUCCAUGGCAAGCCUGUGGUUGGUUCCUCAUAUCACGGUGGCUGGAGUUGCCGACAAGAUGGCACUAGUUGGACUGGUGAUCUUCAGCCAACAGGAGUUUCCAGAGAGAAUGAGAGGUGUUGCUUGGUGGGUGCCGCUCUUCCUUGCUCGAGGGAUGGGAUAUUCCUUGGCUGGGAUUUUGGUUUCAUUGGUUCACAUAGUCGGGUACUGGCUUCCUGAUGAUCAAAACCAAGGCAAGCUAGACUCCUACUUCUUCUUCAUUGCUGGGAUAUUGAUCAUCAACUUUGUGUGUUUCCUAUACUCUGCUAAAAAAUACGAGUACCGAUGCCAAUUUGAAGUUAAGCAGGAAGAAGCAACUGAUGAGCCAUAG
Molecule: messenger RNA, 1014 nt
Organism: Linum tenue
Lineage: Eukaryota; Viridiplantae; Streptophyta; Magnoliopsida; Malpighiales; Linaceae
Source: the annotation of a GenBank genome assembly